AUUCUGACUUUAACGUGUAGCGUCCGCCAUAUUGAUACACAGAGUAACCAUAAUUCGAUUAUAGUUUCAUUUACUGAUAUAUCUGCAUUGCAUAAUGUUAUAACCUUGCAAAUGGUCGUGAGAGGGUAUGACAUAAAGCCAAGAAUAGCUUCAGCCUUCUCCAGUAUCUGUCUGAUAAUCAGCGAAAAUUUGAACAUUGGUAUCCAACAGAAAACACUGUGACUAAAGAUGGAUGACGGUGGAACACUAGACUUUGAAGAUUUGAUGGACACCGGAGACGAGUUUCCAGGUUUUGAGAUCGCCAAAUUUACACCGGCCAAUGACAACCAGGGGAAUGAUGAUGGUGUUCUGAGAACACCGGAACACGAGAAAGACGACGAGGAUUAUCUGAAUGAAAGUAGAAAUAAUCAUAAAGUUAAAGAUGACGUUAGUGACAAAGAGGAGAUUACUGCUGAAGUUAAUAGUGUUGAAGAUAUUGUAAACAGUAUCGAGGGAGUUUGUCCUGAUGAUGUUACUAAGAACAGAGAUAAUGCUAUAAACGAUGAACCUUCAGACAAAAGUGAAAAAACCCUUGAAAAAGAUGAUGUAGAAAUGGUUAUGCUUGAUGAAUCAGGAGACAACAAACCUGAUGUACAGAUUGAGGAGAAGAAUGAGGAACAUAAGGAAGCUGAAGCCCCAAUUGUAAACCACGAUGAGACGGAAGAUAUUAUAGAAAUUACUGAAGAUAAUUCUAACACUGAAGAUAAGGAAGAAGAGCAUGAACCUGCUCAAAAAAAGAAGAAGCUAUUUUUGAAACCUCCAGAGAAGAAGAUGUCAUUGAUGGGCAGUCUAAAGAAGAAGACGAAGGAAGUUGAUGAUGAUGAUGUUGAAAUAACUAAUUGUGAAGAUUCCAACAGAGUUACACCAGACAAAGAAGAUAGUAUAGAUGAUCCUGUUAUUAUUGAGAAUGGUGAUGAUGAUGGAGAAAUGGAGGAAAGAAAGAAUGAAGAAAAAGAUACAGAAAAAGAUGGAAAAAAUGAAAAUAGUGGAGAAGAGGAAGAAGAAGAGCCUCAUCAGCAAUCAUUCCUGUCCUUUUUAAAUCUCAAACCAGGUGCCUCAAAGCCAAAAAAGAAUGAUGAAAUAGAAAAAGAAGAAACUCUUCAGAAAGAGUUCUACUCUAGGAAAAGACUUCGUACUCGCAAAAAGGUAAGUUAUUGUGAAGAUGUCCAGCAAGAUGAUGAUGAUGAAUACAAUGUUGAUGAGGAGGAAGACGAAGAUGAUGCUGAUCAUCAAAUCGAUUAUCGACGUGGAGGCAACCGGAAUAAUAACAAAGUUCGUCGUAAUUCCGGUUCUGCAAAUUACACAAAUGCUUUGCAGAAUUUACUUCCUGGAGUUGACCUGAGCUGCCUACAGCGUAAACCAGUUCAAAUUAGCCCAAAUGCAAAUAAUUUAGCAUCAACACCUCUUAUUAUGGAAGGUUUGAAAGCACAAAGUAACAUUAAGGGUCUGUUUGAAUGUGGGCUAUGCGGGGUUUUCUUUAAUACAGCAGCUCAGUUUUUAACUCACCAACAGGCAUUACAUGCGGGACAAAAGAAAAAUGGACGAUCAGCGAUGGAGACUUUUAGGUGUGAAGUUUGCGGAUUUGUUUUAACAAAUAGGUUUGCUUAUUUAGAACAUAAGAAAAUGAAACAUAAUAAAAGUGGAACAGUAUAUAGCUGUAGCAAAUGUAAGAUUAACAAAUUUACAGAUUUAACAGCAUUGCAGAAACAUCAGCAGGCUUGUGGGGUGCCAUUCUGUUCCACAUGCGGAGCAACUUUUAAAGCUUGGGUAGACGUGGCAGACCAUAGAAGGAAAGCCCACCCUCCUGUGACCCCAACACGGCAGUGGUUGAAUUGUGGGAACAAGUUGUGUAAUUUCAAAUGUGUUACCCAGCACGAGAUGAGGCAGCAUAUUCAAACUAAGCAUGCCAUCGGGGAAACAUUCACGUGUAAUGCUCCCCGCUGUACACUCAUGUUCAGUUCAAGGGAGAAAUUAACCGAGCAUAAAAAAGAAGCGCAUGCGUCCGAGUUUAUCGUGCAGUACCAGUGUAUGGAAUGUAAAAACUGUUUCUCCAGUAAAACCCUCCUGGCUGAACAUCAGUAUCUACAUACGUUAGAAAAGUUACGGAAGUGCGACUUGUGUUUGCGGCAGUUCACAAAUGUGAAUGACCUACGUAAGCAUAAAGAUGUUCAUGCCGUAAAAGGCACCUCAAGGUGUCAAGCAUGCCUUAGAUGGUGUUUUGACAAAAUUGAGUUAGUUAAUCAUGUAUGCGCACAAAAGCGACGAAAUAUCGGAAUUCGCCUCUACUUUUGCGACGUAUGCCACAAAGACUUCCGGUCUGACGAGAAAAUGUUUCUGCACAGAAAAGAGCACAAGAAUUUUUUCCAGUGUGGUAUUUGCUUAUCAGAAUUCCAUAAGGAGUCUGAAUAUUUUACCCAUCGAGAAAUACACAGCAAGUUCACGUGCAAGGAAUGCUGCGAAGAGCUGGAUGAAAAAGACGUGGAAAUGCACGCUAAGGCACAUAAGUACUAUAUCAAAUUAGAAGAUAUUGAAAAUAACGGUAAAAAUGAAAAGGCUAUGUUUUUAUGUCCCAAUCUGUUUAAUGCCAUACAAGCCUAAAUAAGAUGGAAACAUUUAAAAAUGACAGCAUUUACAUUUACCUGAUUUUGGUUUAGAACUAUAAUUAUAUAGUUUUAGUUCAUUUAAAGAAAAACAUUUUUUAAUCUUGUAAUUUUGUUAAGUUUAAUGGUACAUGUUGCUAUAACCUAUUAAAGCUGCUGAUUUUUUUAACCCGUAAUUAAAUAAUACACCUCAAAAUAUGAAACUAUUUAUAUUGGAAUAACUAAUUAGUAGACGUUUGAAAAGGAAAAAAAUUCUGACACCUAACUGAAAUAAUUUGGAAAUGCUUUUAAUUCAAAUUUAUUACUUUUGAGGUUUGAACAAAGGAAAAAUCUGAAAAUGAAAAGUGAUAACAAAUUUUAAUUGGAAGUAAAACAUAGUUUUAAUUGAAGGAAUCAGUUUGUCCUGAAGUUUGUAGAUUUAUGUUUAUUUUUGCUAAUUUCCUUUCUUCUUUAUUUUGGAAAAUACGUAAAAGAUUAUUUUUUUUAAGUUAACAAUUCAGCAAUGUAACCAGUUAACUUUUCUCAAGAUCUAAAUGGAGGCAUUGGGCAUAUUAAGAAACAUGCUUUCUAUUCAUAAACAUUGCUUUCUUGAAACAUGUUAGUUUAGUAAAUACAUGGUCACUUCUUGUUUAUGUUAUUGUGUAAAUUGCUAAAUAUAAAAGCAGCAUGCCUCCAGAUUCAUGCUAAUCUAAAGUCAAAUCUUUAAAAUUUAUGUAUUUUAAAGUAAGAUAAUGUGAUUAAAAUAAGUAAUUUACGCAGUCAGUUUAUACAUGUACUAUAUAAUCUACAUAAAUUACCAAAAAUACCUUUAAAUAGGUCAAAAUAUGCAAAAAAUAAACCAUACUGCUUCAGUCAUGCAGUAGAAAAGUGAUGAUGAUAUAUAUAUAUUGCCAAA
Molecule: messenger RNA, 3534 nt
Organism: Ruditapes philippinarum (Manila clam)
Lineage: Eukaryota; Metazoa; Mollusca; Bivalvia; Venerida; Veneridae
Product: zinc finger protein 37-like
Exons: 7
Coding region: 229-2637 (802 amino acids)
Source: RefSeq, a predicted model, not a curated record